Messenger RNA from Rhizophagus irregularis DAOM 181602=DAOM 197198, 1541 nucleotides. The record is from RefSeq and is a predicted model, not a curated record. NCBI's taxonomy places the organism in Eukaryota, Fungi, Glomeromycota, Glomeromycetes, Glomerales, Glomeraceae.
AAUUAUUAGAUAAUUUGGAUUUCGUAUUUGAUGAUUUAAUAUUAGUAAAAGAUGAAAUUGAUCCGGUAUUUCCUUCAAAUUAUAAUAUACUUACAUUCUAUGUAUUGGCGUAUCAUCGGAAUGUUUAUAAAUGUAUUGAAUCAAUUUUACAAAAUGAUCCUGAUACAGAAACAAUUUUAAGGCUAAUUGGAUGGGUACGACACUAUUAUACAUUUAUGGAAAAAAAUUUGUAUUUUUAUGAAGAUUUAAUGGAACCAAAUUUGUUGAAUGGAAAAGAACAAUCAUUGAUUGAUGAUUAUCUUAAUUUAGUACGUAUUAAAUUUCAUGAAUGGAAAACAAAUUUAAUAGAAAGUGAUAUUAAAGAAUUUACACAACGUCAAAAUAGUCCGGAAUUUGAUUCUGAUAAUUUUGCAAAAUUACCUGGAGCUCCUAUUUUGAUUAGUAUGGUAAGACAACAAAUAGAUGUGGCAAUGAAACCUGCAAGUUAUCAGUUAUUAAUUGAUGUAGUAAAUGAAUGUUGUAUUAUGAUGUCUGAAAUUCAGCAAACUUGGAUUAACUUAUUAGAGUCUGAAUUACAAAGAUAUUUGAAUAAUCAAGAAGAAUGUGCUGAUGAAAUUAUUAUAUAUAUUGUUGCAUUAGCCAACGAUCAACUUGGUUAUACUGAUUUUAUUGGUGGACUUUUAAAUCAAUUUACAUCAUCAUUACCUGAGGAACAUAUUAAGAAUAUUAAUAAUUUAUUUAAUAAUUUAACGAAUGGUUUUUUUAAUGUUGCAACAAAUUCUAUCAAUACUAUCUUAGAUAUUAUCUUUAAUGAUCUAAAAAGUCCAUUUAAGGAACUGCAUACUGCAAAAUGGUACAAAGUGGAUACAAUGGAAGUUAUUGUUUUAACUCUUAAAGAUUAUACAGAUGAGUGUAAUUUACAUUUGAAAUCUUACAAUUUUUAUAAAUUAAUGAUCAAUAUGCUCAAUCGGUUUGUAAUAGCAUAUUUAGAAUCAAUGCGUAAUAAAGCUGUUACAUUUAGAAUGCCGCAUUGUAUUGAUAAGAUGAGAAAAGAUAUUCAUUCAAUUUCACAAUUCUUUGGUCAAUAUAUUGGUGCACAAGAAUUAACUUCCCGAUUAGAUGUAAUUAAUAAAUUACAUGAUUUUCUGGGUACUUCAAAAGAAUCAGUUCAUUUGGGUUAUUAUUCAAUUCGGAAAUCUUACGGUGAUGUUCCGAGAAAAUAUUUAAAAUAUAUUUUAUCAAAAAGAAAUGAUUUCGACCCUAUAACGAUGAUGAAAAUCAAUAAAAUACUUAAAGAUAAAGCUGCCGAAGCUGGUGAAUAUAAUGGCGAAAGGACUGUAUUUAGCGAAAUAGUUAUUAAAGAUUUAGAGAAACAGAAACCCGAAUUAAUGAAAGAUGUUCGAGAAGCAUUUCAUAAUAUGCAAAAUAUUAGCUUGCGUAAAGGAAAAAAAAAGAAUUAUCUAUCGACCAUUAAUAAUAUAUUUCACAAUAGAAAUAAGUAAUUUCAACAUUUGCAUUUAUGUAGAAAACAUUUUAUUCAU